Molecule: messenger RNA, 1357 nt
Organism: Hyalella azteca
Lineage: Eukaryota; Metazoa; Arthropoda; Malacostraca; Amphipoda; Hyalellidae
Gene: nudC
Product: nuclear migration protein nudC
Exons: 8
Coding region: 88-1062 (324 amino acids)
Biological process (GO): protein folding
Cellular component (GO): cytoplasm
Source: RefSeq, a predicted model, not a curated record
UCUACCGUAGUAGUUAAUUUAAAUAUAUAGCCGACACAUUCAACAUUUCAACUGAAUAGGUACCUAGAUUUUUGUCAUCAACUCAUCAUGGCUGACAAUAUUGAGAAGUUUGAUGGCAUGCUGAUGGCAUUGGCUCAGCAACAUACUGGUGGAGUUUUGGAUCUCUUGGAAACCUUUUUUGGGUUUUUAGCCCGAAAAACUGACUUCUAUACAGGCACAUCACCAGAAGAGAGUAAAAAAACUCUACUGGAAAAAUUCCAAAAGUAUCAGAAAAUGGCUUUUGAGGCGCAUGACAAGAAAAAAGCUGAAAAUGAAGCUGCUGAGAAGAGAAGACUAGAAAGAAAGCUGAAAAAACUUGAAGAAGAAAAGAAAAACUCUUCUGAACAACAGAAUGGCUCCCAUGAAGAAGCUAUGGAGGAGAUCAUCACACCAGGUGUUCAGGAUGCUGGCGAUGCUGUGAGACAAGCACCUCAGGCACAAUCUGAUAACGAUAACAAGAAAAUGGAGGAAGAUGAUGAUGAUGUCGAAGAGGAAGAUAAGGGGAAAAUGAAGCCCAAUGAAGGCAAUGGAGCUACUCUAGAUAAAUAUAGCUGGACCCAAACCUUACAGGAAGUUGAGGUAAAUAUUCCCCUACCCAUGCGUGUGAAGUCUCGCAACGUUGCAGUAGAAUUCAGCCGCCGGAGCUUGAAGGUUGGACUGAAGAACAGCGAGCCCAUCAUCAACGAUGAGCUCUGCAAGGAGAUCAAAGUCGAGGAGUGCAGCUGGUACCUGGAUAAUGAACAAGCUAUAGUCCUGCAGAUCGAGAAGAUCAACAAGAUGGAGUGGUGGUCGAAGUUGGUGAAGAGUGACCCAGAAAUCAACACCCGUAAAGUGAAUCCCGAGAAAAGUAACCUGAGUGACUUGGACGGUGAGACGCGUGGCAUGGUCGAGAAGAUGAUGUAUGACCAGCGUCAGAAGGAAAUGGGACUCCCUACUUCUGAUGAACAAAAGAAGCAAGAAGUCCUCAAGAAAUUUAUGUCGCAGCACCCCGAGAUGGACUUUUCCAAGUGCAAGUUUAAUUGAAAACAUCGCGUAAGCACUCCUUGUGCUCACGAACAACUGCAUCCAACGCCGGAAUUUCUCAUCAUUUUCAAGAAAUGUCAUCCAAGUUUGAUGACAUAAUGCAUUUUCCACCAUAAAAUAUUCAAAUCUGACCGUGUCUGUUUUUUUUUUUCAAUUAGGCUAACUGUAGGCUCAACUCAUUCGUUGACUCAAAACAUCGUUUUUUAGAUGGCCUAAAGUAUCUGUUUCAAUAAAAUGAUUAGGAAGAGUUAUUUCGUUGUUCAUAUAGUUUUCAAUUAAAUUAGGUUUUGCGUUU